Molecule: messenger RNA, 1556 nt
Organism: Nematocida parisii ERTm1
Lineage: Eukaryota; Fungi; Microsporidia
Exons: 1
Coding region: 1-1470 (489 amino acids)
Biological process (GO): mitochondrial translation
Cellular component (GO): cytoplasm; mitochondrion
Source: RefSeq, a predicted model, not a curated record
AUGGACCAGUUAAUUAAAACAGCAAAGGGUACCAGAGACUAUUUUGGACAGGAUAAAAUGGUGCUUGACAGGAUUAUUCAGGAGGUAGAGAAUAUUUACAGAAAAAGGGGAGGAGUUCCUUUUGACACACCCACAUUUGAAAUAAAAUCUAUUCUAAUGAACAAAUACGGAGAAGACUCCAAGCUUAUUUAUGAUCUGGCAGAUCAGGGGGGUGAACUGUGUGCACUGCGGUACGAUCUAACAGUUCCUUUGGCUAGGUAUUUGGCAAUGACAAAGACUGUAAAAAUGAAGAGGUACCACACGGCAAAGGUGUUUAGAAGAGACCAGCCUGCUUUAGCCAAAGGAAGGUAUAGAGAGUUUUACCAAAGUGACUUUGAUAUUAUUGGAGAGUACGCACAUAUGGCAGCCGAUUCUGAGAUAGUUAGCACCGCCUGCACUAUUUUGGACAAUUUUUCAAAGGAUGUGCUGGGAGGCAAUAAUAAAGUGUACAUCCGACUAAACCACAAAAAAUUAGUAGAUAGUUUAAUGGAAGUAUGUGGUAUAGAAAAAUCUUUAUGUGGACCAAUUGGCAGUGCCAUUGACAAACUAGACAAAAUGUCAUGGGAAGAAGUUUCUGAGGAAAUGGCAGGGAAAGGGGCUUCUGUUGAAUCGAUUGCCAAGAUAAAAGAAGCAAUUUGUAUUAAAGGGUCUUUUAAAGUUCUGAGUGCAAUUAAAGAGAAUGAGAUAGGGCAGACACUGGUGGGAAAGGAGGCAAUAAAGGAUCUGGAAAGAUUACAAGAGCUGCUUACUGUAUAUGGUGUAGACGAUAAAAUUGUUCUUGAUGUGAGUCUAAUUAGAGGAUUAGAUUAUUACACUGGAAUAUUAUUAGAAGGAGGAUAUGUUGGACUGGAAGGAACACUAGUGGCAGGAGGCAGAUAUGACGGGCUUGUUAAUAAUAUACUGACCAUGAACUCUGAAGACCCGGCUCUUGCGCAGGAUCUUAAUACUAAGCUAAAAGUGAAAAACAAGAAAAAGCCAACAAAUAAAAACACAGAAGAAAUCAGAUGUGUAGGAAUCAGUCUGGGUGUAAGCCGAUUAUUCAGUGUGGUGAGUGCAAACGACAAGAAGACGCCCACUCAGGUUAUGGUAUGCUCAGUUGGCUCCAAUCUUUUAGAAGAAAGGAUCCGAAUGUGUACUUAUUUACGUAAUAAUGGGAUAAACACUGAGUACUUUAUGGGAGAAUCGGGAAAUUUCACUAGGCACAGUGAAUAUGCAGAAUCAGCAGGUGUGAAUGUUCUGGUGCUUAUAGGAAGAAAAGAAAUAGAAGAAGAAAAGUACCAAAUCAUUUGGGGGAGCAAGAACACCAGAGAAAAGGUAAGUGUUCAUAUUUCAGAUCUUGUCACUAAGAUAGAAGAAAUUCUUAAAAAUGGCUCUGAUACACCCAAUGAUAAAGCAGAUUCAGAAGAAGAAAUUCUUAAGGCACAGAUAUAAACUUACUGCAUACCCGAUAACUCAAAAUUAUUUGCUUCCUUUAAGUCAAUAACUCAUAGAAAUAAUUCUUUUUAAUACCUAAAAUA